AUGGCUGAUGUCACUGCCUUAGAGGCAGAGGUGAAGGAAUUUAAGCUGCAGCUUGACACGGUCGUAUCGAGCUUGCAGGAUGACCCCGACAAUACGGAACUUCAAGCUCUCCAGACUGAACUUGAGGAAUUCAUUGCCUUUACUGAAGCGUCGAUCAGCGAACAGAAGCCAGCCAGCUCGGCUCCUCCCCGGGACACUCGACUCAAGGAUCAUGCCCCCCACAAGCCCGCCGCGCCUGAGGAAGCUCCUCCGGCUUCCGUGAACUUCUCAGUCAAUGACAAUGUCCUGGCCCGCUGGGUCUCAGGAGAUAACGCGUUCUACCCCGCCAAAAUCACCUCGAUCACCGGUUCCUCGGCCAACCCGGUCUACCUGGUUUCAUUCAAGUCAUAUUCGAGCGUGGAAAACUUGACGGCCAAGGACAUCCGACCCAUUUCGGGCACUGAAUCUCGUAAGCGCAAGGCUGAUGGAAGCUCAGGCAGUUCGGCAUCUUCGCCCGCCCCUCCCGCCGGUGUGAUCUCCGCUGCCGCCGAUAUCAACCCCACACUGGCCACCCAGGCUCGCAACGACCAGGCCAAGGGUGAUGCGCUCGCUCGGCCAGCCAAGGCACCCCGCAAGGUCAAGGCGAAUCGCGAGCUGGAAGAGGGCAAGAACAAGUGGAAAGACUUUGCUGCCAAGAGCAAGGGCAAGGGCAAGUUCGGCAAGAAGGACAGCAUGUUCCGAACCGGUGAUGGUGUCAACGCACGAGUGGGAUUCACUGGCUCUGGUCAGCAGAUGCGCAAGGAUCCUACUCGAACCCGCCACACUUACCAACAGGCCGAAGAUGAGGGCUACUAA
Penicillium nucicola is the source of this 834-nucleotide messenger RNA. Its product is annotated as tudor domain-containing protein. The transcript has 3 exons. NCBI's taxonomy places the organism in Eukaryota, Fungi, Ascomycota, Eurotiomycetes, Eurotiales, Aspergillaceae. The coding region runs from base 1 to 834 and encodes 277 amino acids. Gene Ontology annotation, molecular function: DNA-binding transcription factor activity. The record is from RefSeq and is a predicted model, not a curated record. Gene Ontology annotation, biological process: negative regulation of DNA-templated transcription.